GGAAAGGGGACUUGUGGACUUGGGCAGAGCCCAGGGUCUUGAGGAGUCAGAAGGGUUUUUUUUUUUCCCCCUUCCUCCUCUAGAAAACAUUAGCCAGGGCUGGAAGGAGGAGGAUGAAAAUAGAAAGAAUAGGGGACACAGAGAGAGAACAAGAAGGAGGAGAGCUAUGGGUUUCAAGAAAGAGGGUACCAGACGCCCAGAACUGCCGUUGGGCAAAAUGGCUACCUGGUAAAUGUAGGCAGAUGUGACCAGCCCCAGCCUCGAAUAAAUGUGCCUGUAUUCUAAGGCUGGCACCCUGACCAAAUAGACUGGAACAGCGAAUGGCCCAGGAAGUCACAUUUGUUGGGACUAUGUAUUAGUUAUCUAUUGCUGUGUGAGAAGUUACCCCAAACUUUGUGCUUUCAAAUACGAUUUUUUAUCACAUAGUUUCCACAGGUCAGAAAUAUGGACAAUGCUGAGCUGGUUUCUCUGCUUGUGGGUGUUCAAAGGCUGGAAUCAAAGGGCUGACUGGGGCUGUAGUCAUGUCAAGGCUCAGCUGGAGAAAGAUCUACUUCUGAGGCACUCACGUGGCGGUUGAGUGGAUUCCCAGCCAUCGGACUGAGGGCUUCAGUCCUUCACUGGCAUUUCAGAUAACCCCUCAGAUUCUGGUCUUGUGUGCUUUUCCAACAUGGCAGCUUGCUUCUUCAAAGCAUGUAAGCCUAGAAGGUAAUGGAAAGGCCAACAAGACAGAAGCCGCAAUCUUUUGUAACCUAAUCGUGGGAGUGCCAACCCAUCACUUGUGUCUCAUCUAUGCAGGAGAAGCAAGUUUUUCGCUUCAGCCCACACCGAAGGGAAAGAGAUCACACAACCAUCUUUGAGGGUCAUCUUUGCAAACUUUCUACCGAGACUCGACGUGACUGCUCCGCUAACAGCUUCUGUUGCUAGGAGCAUGUUCUAUAGAAGAUCCUGCCUUUGGCAUCACCUCAGGGAGAAAGGUGAACCCCUUUCUUGGGAGAUCCCCAAGAAAGAAUGAGAUUAACUCUUCUGCUGGGCUGACCCCCUGGGGCUUUGCACCCACACUCUUUCCACUACCCAAUGCACCUCAGUAUUCUUGGAACGUAUUUUUUUUUUUAUCAUUUACAAUAGCAGAGAUUUGUAGGGACCCACCGACAGCAGGAAAUUCUUUGAGCUCAACUAAAAUGUAAAUAUAAAAUGUAAAAUGCCACCCAGGGAGUUUCCUGGAAAGUUCAACCUUUGGUGAAUCAACGUAUUGCCAUGACGGACAUUUUCAUAAAAUCCAGCUCUUGGUAUGGAAUAAAAUUCUGAAUCUAAUAGCAUCCGUGCAUUAUCGCCAAUAAACUGAGUCGAUUUGGACAGAGCACAACUACGCAGUACUCAUGUUGGAAAGGACCAGAAGAUGACAAGCAAGAAGUGUCUGAGAAGUGUUCUCCAGAAGUUUCUCUUAUGUUCUUACAGCUCGGUGUGACGAGGUAGCUCAGAAAAACAUCCCUCGAGCGACCAUGAUGUAUCCAGCUGGCCUGAUCUGUGGGCCGCACCUCACCUGUCGCUGGUCCAGAAGACUGGAGGUUUCACCAUCCUCCCGGGCGUGAAUGCCACUGAUGUGAGCCCAACAGGAAGUGUGACCUCAUUCUGCUUCUCCGUCUCUGGUGACACAGGCUGUUUUUGAAAGAAAACAAGAGCGGUUGUAAGGCUGACUUUCUCAAGAACGACAUGCCCUUUUAUUCUAGGAAACAACCAAAACAGCAAGAGGCCGCUGAAGACAAAACCUCUCUGCACACUCCUGCACACGCCGACAGCCUGCUGAACCCUGGGUUUCUCCACCGUCAGCCACAGGAAGCUUCAUACUUCAGUAAUUCUCCUCUUCAUCAGUGGGAAGAGGAAACUGGGAACUCCCUUUGGAAGGAACACAAAAUCUGUGAAGUUUGAACAAGCAGCCUUCCCAAGAUGUACCGAAUAUCUCAACUGAUGUCAACACCAGUGGCAAGUAAAUGUUCUUCAGGCUCUGAGAGAAGAUAUACCGGAGAGCCGUCUCCCAGAUGCCUUUUCCCAAGUUUUGCCUGUGAUUCCCUGGAUGGUGACAGUUCCUUUGAAGGCUGCUCUGCAGCUCUCUUGACGGGCUCCCACAUCACCUGUCGCCGAAGUCCCAGACUCCUCUCCAAUGGCUACUAUGUUUGGACAGAGGACCCUUUCCUCUGUGACAAAGAUGGCAACAUAACUCUGAGCCCACCCCAGGCCAGUGUUCUUUACAAGGAGAAUUUAGUUAGGAUAUUUAGAAAGAAAAAGAGAAUCCGCCCUUCCUUGUCUAAUCUCUUCAGCCUUGGUGCCUCUAAAUCCUGGCAGCAUGGAAAUCUCUUGGGUGAUGUUGACUCUUCCCUAAGUGAGGACACCUGGCUGGAGGGGGUCGGGAGGCUGGACACGCACCAUUGCAACUAUAUCGGCGACGAUCGCGAUGGGUCUGCGACUGAUGCACGCGAGGCAGAGCAGCGGAAGGCGGCCUCCUCCUCCAGCCACGCUGCGUCUCGGACUCCGCCAGAGAACUCCCACGACCUGGCCCUUCAGUCUCAAGGGACAACUUCUGAACAUUUCCCGGGGAACCUUCUGGAUCACGCAAAAACCAGUUUGUGGAGAGACAUCUUCUUUCAAGCAUUUCUACUGGCCGCGUGCUUAAUCAUUUGUGCAUGUGCAAGGUGCUUUCUGGGAGGCAUAUUUGCCAGUGUCCUCACGUGCCCAUUGAUGAUAACUACUGCCUAUACCUUCACGUCGUUGUUUCUCAGCCUUGCCGACUAUUUCGAAGCCACCACCUGUGCUCAGUAAGUGUUGACUGUGUUACCAUCAUCCUGACGAAGAUGACUGUAGCCGGCUACCUGAGAGUGCUUUUGGCUGACUAAUGGAUGGCAAUGACCACGCACAGGAAGCGUCCCUGUCAUCUGUCUCGAAGAAUACUUUCUGUUAAUGCUAAAAUCUAAUAGCGUUCUCAUCCAGUCUCUUACAUUUUUACCAGUUCUUCAAAAUUGAGAAAAUUAAGCUUCGAGGCAGUAGGACUUAAUAAAUAACGUGAACCUAAAAUGCGUAGGUCCCCUGUUAAAGUGUUUUUAUAGGUUCAUAGCACUGCACUUUAUAAAUGCCUCCUAUUAAGAGGCCUUUAUCUUGCAGUUCCCCAAAUAGCUGGCAAACUGCCCAUGAAAUGGUCUCGCUUGCAAAGUGUGAUGUCUCUGCCACCUCUCACUCACUUCACGAUCCCCCUGCGUGCUGACUGCCCUGGCUCAUCAUAUUUCAAAGUGUUGUUGGGGUCUGGGUGAGAUGCUCACAGAAUUUCAAACGGUCUGCAAAACCCCAUCCCGUUGCAAGAUGGAUUGUGUUAAUGACCCCCUCUUCUAUAUGGCUGCCAGAGGCCAGCUCCCAUAGCUUAGAGACGGAGCUCUAUAAUUCAAAUUAGCUCACCGGCCUUUGCUCUAGACGCUGUGCCGCCCUAUUUACGAAAUCACUGUGUUAAUUCUGAAAUCACAAUGGGACUUGGUGAAGAUUUAUUUUGUUUAGGACUGCAGCCAGUAUUGAUUUCCUGACAGUCUGAGCGAUGUUUCCCUUCCUUUCCUGGCAUUCCAGGCUUCUGGGGACAGGCUUGGAUAUAGCUAAGAUGUGGUCCACCUCGUGGUUAGAAAAUUGGGUCCCGAGGUCACCCAAGAACUUCUUAUUCUUUAGCCCUUGUCUAUUAAUAACAUUUAUUUAAAACUCC
This is a messenger RNA of Leopardus geoffroyi (Geoffroy's cat), 3733 nucleotides long. It is a transcript of the gene TMEM71, whose product is annotated as transmembrane protein 71. The record is from RefSeq and is a predicted model, not a curated record. The transcript has 10 exons. NCBI's taxonomy places the organism in Eukaryota, Metazoa, Chordata, Mammalia, Carnivora, Felidae. The coding region runs from base 1945 to 2814 and encodes 289 amino acids.